This is a messenger RNA of Esox lucius (northern pike), 1532 nucleotides long. RefSeq names its product small ubiquitin like modifier 1 (gene sumo1). Bases 203 to 508 code for a protein of 101 amino acids. Gene Ontology annotation, molecular function: protein tag activity; ubiquitin-like protein ligase binding. The transcript has 5 exons. Gene Ontology annotation, biological process: protein sumoylation. Lineage: Eukaryota; Metazoa; Chordata; Actinopteri; Esociformes; Esocidae. Gene Ontology annotation, cellular component: nucleus; PML body. The record is from RefSeq and is a predicted model, not a curated record.
UCCAGGGAUAUGCUAGUAAUGCGUUAAUGCAGUGUUUUAUUUUUACAAAAGUUCAAAUACUCUUACUUUGAAAAAACAGCUUUUCACUUCCUGGUCAAUUUAUUCAUGGUGCCUGCUUCUCAAAACAGCAGGGAUCAGGUAGUUUACAUUUUCAACUAGACGUUUUGUGGAAUAAAAUAAACAUCAUAUUCAGAACAAUACCAUGUCAGACACGGAGACAAAACCUUCAAGCGGAGAGGGGGGAGAGAAGAAGGAUGGAGAGUAUAUUAAACUGAAGGUUAUUGGCCAGGACAACAGUGAAAUUCAUUUCAAAGUGAAGAUGACGACACAUCUAAAGAAGCUAAAGGAAUCUUACAGCCAAAGACAGGGUGUACCCAUGAACUCUCUACGGUUUCUCUUCGAAGGACAGAGAAUCUCAGACAACCAAACCCCGAAAGAGCUUGGAAUGGAAGAUGAGGAUGUCAUCGAGGUUUAUCAGGAACAGACUGGUGGGCAUUGGAAUGAUUAGACUUGCUAUAUUUUUCUCAUUUUUUAUUAUUAUUUUUUUUAAAUGUAUUUUGCUUUUGUGUUUCAAACCAUCUGGAUCAUGCAAACUGUAUUGGGGCUUCCAUGUGUUUGGGCAAAUACAAUAGGAAAAGGGAUAGAUUUUUAAAGAGAAAAAAAUAUAUAGCUUAUCAUCACACAAUAGUCUACUCUCCCUCAUUUGCAAUGCAGGUUAACAUUGUAGUGUGAAUAGUGCCAUAGUCAAAUGUUCCAUCUUGAGAGAUGACAGAUUCGGGGGCUGUUCUCAACGCUGCCUGAUGUGGGCUGUAUAUCAGUCAUAUGUCACUGAUUGUCUACAGAUUUUCUUUUUUGUACCACAGAGAUGUUUUGUCUGAUAAAAAAAUUUGUCAUUUUCACCCCAAUGCCUCUUCACUGUACCGGGGUUUUUCAGAAUCUAUGACAUAUUUGCUUCUCUGUAAAUCAGAUGUGUUCAACUUCCCCUAAUGAAUGUCCGUCACAUUCUCAGACUCUGCUAGAUAUAUCUCUUUCAUACUCAAGGUUGGAAUAUACUAUCUCUAAAUGCUAAACCAUUGUUUUAAGAAGUUGUACAAUCUUAUUGUUGAUGGAUCUGGUCUAAUAAUAUUUAAAAAUGAAAUGUUUUUUUUUAAAUAAUAUCGCUGAAUGUGAUUAACGUGUACAUUUUGUAUCCAAUUUUGUGUAUGGUUUCUUUACUAUCUAUGUUCUAAAUUGUUGUUUUUAGUUCUGUAUUUGAAUUAUAAUACUCAAUUUAUUCAGGUCAUGCCAGUUAUACAUUACAGCUUUACUCUGUGCUAUCUCUGGCUUCUUCUUGGAUUUAAAUGCGUGUUUAGUGUUUGUGUGUCUCUAUGCCGAGAUAGGAAGUCUCGCUGUUUCGCACCACGACAGUGUCCACAAACAUAGUAUUGAUGUCAAUGCAACAGAUGGCUCCUAUUAAUGGAGACAUUGAUCCGGGUGGUUUGAAGCUAUAGGAUGCUAUUUUCUCUUCUUUUUAAUAAAAGUUUCAAUACAAA